Messenger RNA from Drosophila innubila, 992 nucleotides. RefSeq lists its product as uncharacterized. Bases 15 to 947 code for a protein of 310 amino acids. The record is from RefSeq and is a predicted model, not a curated record. The transcript is spliced from 2 exons. NCBI's taxonomy places the organism in Eukaryota, Metazoa, Arthropoda, Insecta, Diptera, Drosophilidae. Gene Ontology annotation, molecular function: DNA binding.
UUGCAAUAAAAGGAAUGAUUAAUACUCGAGAGCAGCUUCGGUGCGGUAGAAAAGGAUGUAGGUAUACCACAAACAGAUCAUACAAUCUAGAGCGGCACGAACGCAACCAUGAGAAAGGCAAGGUACCGGUAUCCCAGUGCCAACCAUGUCCGCAUUGCACAUAUGCCGCUGGAUCACUUCACAAUUUAAUGCGACAUAUAAACAACAAGCAUGCAAUGUUAAGCGUAAACAAGCAAAAGGAGCAACUACCGUGCAGUCAAGCAGGGCUUCACAAGAAAUUGGCGUCGACAGAGCAGUCCAGAUUAGAAGAGAGAGAAAGGGAAGAAUAUCAAGAAGAGAACCCAGCGCAACAGUUAUUCACAUUUGACAAUGAACGCUUGCGGCCCUCGCAUUGGCAUUGGAGCACGCUGCAGCAACAAGAGAAGAAUUUCUUUAGGCGUAGUGCUCUGAAUGCAGAGUGUACGAUCCUCGAGCGGACCGUCAACAUGUUCAAGUUGUACUUAUUGGUAAAAGCAAGGGGAGGAGCUCUUAAUGUGGAUGAUUGGGAUAAUGUUGCGGCAGCCCUGGGUCUUCCACAAGAAUCAGGUCGACAUGUUCAUGCCAAGUACAUGGAUGUCCUUAUUCAAUAUGAGAAAAAUGAGGAGGAGCGUUUACAGAAAUGUCGGAAGGUCGAAGGUGUUCCUUUUUGGUGGGAUGAUGGUGAUUUUAUUAUGGAUAGCGAAUGUUGUACGCUAGAGGAUUCAUGGUGGCCAAAUGAGGAAUGCCCAUCACUAAAUGUUCAAAAUGCCAUUGUUGAAAUGAUUUUAAAUAAGUAUUAUUUGAAUCAUUUAAAGAACAGUGAACCAUUCAAACGGUUUCACGUAAAGGACUCGUGGCUUUGGGCCACAAUGCUUAACUAUCAAGCACUAAUAAGCCAAAUGAAUUUUAAACAUUAUACUGAUUCUUGAUUGUUCAAAUACAGUAAACAUUAUUUUAUUAAUAAUUGUUAAAAA